Stereum hirsutum FP-91666 SS1 is the source of this 696-nucleotide messenger RNA. RefSeq lists its product as uncharacterized. The transcript is spliced from 4 exons. The record is from RefSeq and is a predicted model, not a curated record. The coding region runs from base 26 to 388 and encodes 120 amino acids. Lineage: Eukaryota; Fungi; Basidiomycota; Agaricomycetes; Russulales; Stereaceae.
CUGCCGGCUCGCUUCUUCACUCACCAUGUCCUCCUCCGCCACACAACCUGUCCCCAUCGCUUCCUCCUCCAACGGCAGGACGUCUGGAAAGCCAUGGAAGGCACCAAAGGCACCCACAGCGCGCUCCCAUCUCCAGCCCGCUCUCAAGACAAAAUCAUGGGCUGACCGCAUGGAAAAGACCACAAAAUUCCUCGCCAUAAAAAAACUGCAGGCGGAGCUCAAGGACGAAAAGCAGGCCGAGGUCACACGGAGACGGGAGAUAACUGCCGAGCGAAAGAAGGCUGCAGAGGAGCGUCAGCUGGCUGAAGAGAUGAAGGCAAAACUCGGGGCUCGCCACGCCGCUAGACUGAAGCGCAAGGCAGGUCGCUCAAAAAAGAUUAACCAGUGACCUUGUCCUCGUCCACGAUUCCCGGCUUUCCCAUGCUCCUUUUUGCCCCGCUUCCGUCUUUUUACGCUCCUGUCGCGACUUUUAUGGAAGUAUUCGCUAGUCUGUCCGAAUUCUGGGUGCGUACACCUAUGCUCGCUAUAUUUACACGACGCGCUAUCGACGACAAUAUUUACACGCUUUGGUAACCGAACCGAGACCCGACAUGAUGUGACUGCUCUGCGAAUGCGGCGCUGCGCCACAAAACCACAUAGUAGAUAUGUCCCUGUCUACAUGCCUUCCAGAAUAUCUAUUGUCUCUGCAAGUGAUGC